Messenger RNA from Penicillium cataractarum, 1980 nucleotides. RefSeq names its product S9 family peptidase. The coding region runs from base 1 to 1980 and encodes 659 amino acids. Gene Ontology annotation, biological process: proteolysis. Gene Ontology annotation, molecular function: serine-type endopeptidase activity. The record is from RefSeq and is a predicted model, not a curated record. The transcript has 3 exons. Lineage: Eukaryota; Fungi; Ascomycota; Eurotiomycetes; Eurotiales; Aspergillaceae.
AUGAGCCCUCCUCAAAUUGCGCCUUAUGGCCAUUGGAAGAGUCCGUUGACCGCGGAAGGUCUGGCAACAUGCAGCAUCAUGCUAAACGAAGUGGUCGUUAAUGAAUCAACGGGUGCAAUCUACUCUGUUGAAUGCCGACCAGUUGAAGACGGCCGAUCUGCCAUCGUGCAGCAUCUCAAUGGAGAACCCAAAGAUGUUCUCCCGAAAGACCUCAGUGCACUCGCCUCCGUGCAAGAACUUGGAGGUGGAUCCAUCUCAAUGAGACCCGAUGGAAAUAUUCUACUCUCAGACGAAGAUUCUUGCAAUAUCUAUCUACUGGAUCCUACGUCGGCUCAAACCACGCUAGUCCAACCAGCUGAGGAAGGCAUUCGCUACGCAGAUUUCUCUAGCCACCCUACAAACUCGCGAUGGAUCAUUGCAAUCAAGGAAGAUCACCGAGAGGCUACACCGGAAACUCAAGCAACCCACGUCCAUAACACGCUUGUGGCAAUUGAUAUCGACCUUGACCCGAAAGACUCGGGCAAGGAAAUCACCAUUGCCCAAGGUGACGAUUUCUACUCUCAUCCUAAAUUUGAUCCUUCUGGAAAAUAUGUUUCCUGGAUUCAAUGGAGCCAUCCCGACAUGCCUUGGACGGGAACUGUGCUCUACCUGGCCGAGUGGAAAGAUGGGUCCUUGGAAAAUAUCACACGGAUUGCGGGCGAAGCACAGAAGGAGAGCAUCGCUCAGCCAAAAUGGGGUCUUGAUGGAAAACUGUACUUUGCGAGUGAUUCUACCGGCUUCUGGCAGUUGUAUUCAUACAAUCCAGAAGAACCUGGAGUAUGUGCGUUGACAUUCAAGGGAAUGGAGAAGUCGGACUUUGCAGUCGCCGAGUGGGAGCUUGGAAGCUCUACAUACACAUCGCUGGAUGAGAAGACUAUCGUGGCAACGGUGAUUACCCAUGCUACUAGCAAAGUGGUUCUAAUCGAUACCGCUACUUCAUCUGCCCGAGACCUCGACAUUCCUUAUGUGGAUAUCGAUACAAUCUGUCGCAUCUCAGCUACCAGCUUUGCAGUCGUCGGGUCGUCAAAAACCUCACCCCAGGAAUUGGCGCUAGUCUCGUUUAACUCUUCAUUCGAGACAACCAGGAAGGUGCUCACUUCUACCGCGUCAUUCGAACUAGCACCUGAAUUCGUUUCAAUUGCGACGGACUAUACUGCCCCUCAAAAGCACGGUCCUCAAACCGAUGGCGAAGUCCAUAUGUUCUAUUUCGCUCCUCGCAACCCUGACUUCCAGGCUGAUAGGAACAGCCUGCCUCCUCUCCUGACAUAUGUACAUGGAGGUCCCAAUGGGGCUGUCACUCCCGCUCUUGACCUCGAAAUCCAGUACUGGACUACCCGUGGCUUUGCCGUCUGUGCUGUCAACUACACUGGCUCCGUCGCUUUUGGCCGAGAAUACCGCGAGCGACUGUCCGGGUACUGGGGUCUUGUGGACGUGGGAGAUGCAGUCAGCGCGGUCGAAUUCCUAGUAGACAAGGGGUUGGUCGACAAGACUCGGGUUGGAGUUUAUGGUGGAAGUGCCGGAGGUUACUUGACUCUCCGUGCCCUCCACAUGUAUCCCGAAGUCUGGGCAGCGGGAAUCAGUUCCUACGGUAUCAGCGACGUCAAGGCCCUGCAAGCAGAUUCUUACAAGUUUGAGAGUCAAGACGUGGAUAGAUUGCUUCUUAGCAAAACCAAGCCCGAGGAUCGAGAGGCGGAGCUCAAGAAGCGCAGUCCGUGCUAUUAUGCAGAACAGAUGACGGCACCAUUGUUGCUGUUACAAGGAACGGAGGAUAUGGUCGUUCCGAUCGCACAAGCGCGCAUGAUGGCCGAUGCUAUGCAUUCUAAGGGCCGAGCCGCCGAGGUCGUUGAGUUCGAGGGUGAGGGUCAUGGAUGGCAUGGUCAGAAAGCUAUCCUCGAGUCUUUCACCCGAAAGGAAGACUGGUGGAAGCGAUAUCUGGCCUGA